Molecule: messenger RNA, 6011 nt
Organism: Salmo salar (Atlantic salmon)
Lineage: Eukaryota; Metazoa; Chordata; Actinopteri; Salmoniformes; Salmonidae
Source: RefSeq, a predicted model, not a curated record
GUGUUCCCCAGUCACACACACAGUCACAGACAGACUGGCUGAGGAGUGGAGGAAUCAGAGGCACUGGUUGGACCAGUGUGGCUUGGUUUGACUCAUUUAGACUUGAGUUGGAGAGACUGGAAUACACACACACACACUGAGCGUAGCUUAGUGCGACCUGGCUCGACUUGGGGACUCCGGAACACUCACCCACGAAGCUGCAUACACACACACUAUCUCCGUCACACACUCUGUCAUGUCUCUGGCGGAGUUUGUGCAUCAGGGACAGCUGCAGGAGGCUUCAUCACAUCUGUUGUCCAGACUGGGUCAGGUCCUACACAGCCUGUCUGUCAUUGUCCUGGCCCACGGAGCUACAGACAACCUCAGCUAUAGCUACAGACGCAAGAGCACCUACUGGGACCGCCAGGACACAGAUGACAUCAUGCAGCAGGAGAGUGAUCGUCUGUUUGCUGCAGACAUCGAUCCUGACCUCAGGAAACGGUUUGCUUUCCUCUCAGGGGGCCGAGCUGAGAACGGCAGUCCCAUCAUCGUGUUCCCAGAAUUCCCUGCGUUUGGCGAGCUCCAGGAGAAAGAGUUCCACAACGUACUGACCUACCUGACCAGUGUGCCCAGUGUGACAGCGUCUGGAGUGGGCUUCAUCCUGGUCAUUGACCGCCGCCAGGACAGAUGGACCGCCGUCAAGGGGACCCUGCAACGCAUUGCAGGCUCAUUCCCAGUGAAUUUACAGCUGGUUCUGGUCUUGCGGCCCUCCACCUUAUUCCAGCGGACGCUCUCCGACAUCUUCUACAAGUUCAACAGGGAUGAGUUCAAGAUGAAGGUGCCGGUGGUGAUGCUGAGCUCUGUGACGGAGCUCCAUGCCUACAUCGACCGGACUCAGCUGCCCCAGGAGCUGGGAGGAACCCAGGAUUACUGCCAUGAUACCUGGAUCUCACACCGCACCGCUAUCGAGGCCUUUGCUCUGAUGGUGAAGACCACGGCUCAGACCCUGCAGUCAUUUGGGACAGAGCUGGCCGAGACCGAGCUACCCAACGACGCCCAGGCCACCUCCAACCUGCUGGCCACACACACCGAGAAGAAGGGACAGAUGAAGGAGGACCUGUGUGUGGCCCUGGGCCAGGGGGGCCGGCUCCUGGAGAGCAUCAACGAGCCCCUGCAGAGAGAACCCGACUAUACAAUGAACCAGGACGAGCUGGAGAACCUGGCCACCGUGCAGAGACUGCUGGGCCAGCUGGAUGAGACAGAGACAGCGUUUGAUGAUUUCUGGGAGAGACACCAGACCAAGCUGGAACAGUGUCUGCAGCUCCGCCAUUUUGAAUACUACUUCCGUGAGGUGCGUGCCCAGCUGGAUGUGGUGUCAGAGCGGGUAGAGGCGUUCUCGGAGGUUGGCAUCAGUCCCGCCCAUGCAGAACACAUCCUACGAGAACUCAACAGCCAGGAGGAGAAAGUCUGCGAUGUGUUGGACUGGGCUCUGUCCCUGGCCGCCGAGGGGGAUGGGCUGAUUGAGAGUGCUCACUACGCUGAGGACUCCAUCCUGCCUAAGUGCAGUGAGUUGAGGGCCGUGUGUGAUGAGGUCACCUCCUUCCUCAAGACCAAGAAGGUUCUCCUCCUGAGGGCCAUGGAGCUGCACCACUGUCUGGAGAAGGCAUCGAGGUGGUGUGAGGAAGGGAUUUACCUCCUUGCCUCCCAGCCGGUAGAUAGAUGUCAGUCUCAGGACGGGGCGGAGGCCGCGCUGCAGGAGCUGGAGAAGUACCUGGACACGGCCGCCCAACACCAGAUCACCGACCUCAACGCCAUCUGGAGGGACUAUGACUCCAUCCUCAACCCAGAGCUCAGGGAGCAGGUAGAGAAGGUGUUCCAAAAGCAGGUGUCCAUGCAGGAGAUGUUUGAGAAGAGGAGGGUCAGUCUGAAGAAGCUGGCAGCCAAACAGACACGGCCCGUCCAGCCAGUGGCUCCCAGGCCUGAAGCCAUCAUCAAGUUCCCCAUGUCCCCUCCUACUCACAGGAGUCAAGAGACAAGGAAUGCAGAGGACAACAUCUUGAACGUAGAAAACUGCAGAAUAGUGGAGGUGCAGAACGGUGGCAGCAGACACGGCUCUCUGUCUGAGGAGGAGGAGAACCUGGCUGUGCUCCGACGACAUGUAAUGAACGAGCUGUUGGAGACUGAGAGGGCGUAUGUAGAGGAGCUACUCUGUGUACUGCAGGGUUAUGCUGCAGAGAUGGACAACCCAGCCAUGGCCCACCUCCUCCCCAGUGCUCUGCUCAACAGGAAGGAUGUCCUGUUUGGCAACAUGCCGGAGAUCUACCAGUUCCACAAGAGGACAUUCCUCAGGGAGCUGGAGACCUACACAGACGUCCCUGAGCUGGUGGGACGCUGUUUCCUGGAGAGGAUGGGCGACCUGCAGAUCUAUGAGAAGUACUGUCAGAACAAACCUCGCUCCGAGAGCUUGUGGAGACAGUGCUCCGACUGCGCCUUCUUCCAGGAGUGCCAGAGAAAGUUGGAACACAAACUGGGGUUGGACUCGUACCUCCUCAAGCCAGUCCAGAGAAUAACCAAAUACCAGCUGAUACUGAAGGAGUUACUGAAGUACAGUAAGGGCUGUGAGGGUUCAGAGGACCUGCAGGAGGCGCUGUCCUCCAUCCUGGGGAUCCUGAAGGCUGUCAACGACUCCAUGCACCUCAUCGCCAUCACAGGAUAUGAGGGGAGCCUGACGGAGCUGGGCAGGCUGCUGAUGCAGGGGUCGUUCAGCGUGUGGACGGAACACAAGAAAGGUCACGCUAAGGUCAAGGACCUGGCCCGCUUCAAGCCCAUGCAGAGACACCUGUUCCUGCAUGAAAAAGCCUUGCUCUUCUGUAAGAGACGGGAGGAGAACGGGGAGGGUUACGAGAAAGCCCCGUCCUACAGCUUCAAACACUCCCUCAACAUGAGUGCGGUGGGCAUCACAGAGAGCGCCAAGGGUGACAACAAGAAGUUUGAGAUCUGGUGUAAUUCCAGAGAGGAGGUGUUUAUCGUCCAGGCUGCGACACCUGAGAUCAAAACAUCUUGGUUGAACGAGAUCAGGAAGGUUCUGACUGGCCAGCUGAAGGCCUGCAGGGAAUCGAGUCAAAAGAAGGCGUCAGACACAAUGUCUCCCAGUCCAACCAGCAACAGCCCACCUAUCUGUCUCAGUCCAUUUAGGAACUGUCAGAAGAGCGUGAAGAAGGGAGAAGAGAAGAAGACAGAUGCUGUCAACUCUGACCCCAUCUCCCCCUCCUCCCCAAAACACAAAGAGGAGACAGUGACCAGUCCCACCACUGACAGGGCAUCAGUGGCUAAAAAGCGUUUUACCCUUCAAGGCUUCAGCAACCUGAAGAGUCAGAAAGAAUUUCUUCACCCUGCUGGUAAAAGUCUAACAUUACCAAUGGUAUUCUCUCAACCAGGAUCCCCCCUUAGCCCUGACCAUAAAGCCAAACGCCACGAGAUUAAGAGUGACCCAACUCCCUUUGGGUGUAAAGAGCCUGGUCAGACUCCUCACAUCACUCUGAGCAGGGCCAAGUGGCUCAGCACCUCUAGUCUCUUACAGGCCAAAAGGAGAGGUUGGAACAAGGCCUCUUUCUCCAUGGACGUGUCAGAAGUGCAUGAUGGGUACUCCAGCGCCGAGGACCCCAUGAACUCUGACCCUGAGGAUGAAGGAGGCAGGAAGCUGGCUGUCGGCGACAGGUUCACAGUGGUGGCGGACUAUGAGAAGGAGAAAGGAGGGCCUCAGGACCUGUCAGUGAAGAGUGGAGACAUGGUGCAGCUCAUUAAAGAGGGAGAUGACGGACAGUGGUUUGUUAGAAACUUGGGGAGCAACAAAGAUGGCUGGGUAGCAGCAGCCAACCUUCUCACCCUCAUCACAGAGUCCAAGUCCUCGCAGUCUCUCUGCAGCUCAGAGGGCAGUGUAACUGGCAACCUCAGCACCUCCUCCAGCUGCAGUGAAACCUACACAAGUUUCUCUGACAUCAAGCCCUAAAGUCCCGCCCUCUCUAAGCCCUGAGACACAGCUACAGCGCCACCCAGUGGUUGGCUGUUCAAACAACACGUGCACUUUUCCCCUCUACUACUGUUCAAAUCAAAUUGUAUUUAUCACAUGCGCCGAAUACAACUGGUGUAGCCUUUACAGUGAAAUGCUUGCACACGUUAGUUUUCAUUACAGUCCAUAGAUACUUCACUCUCACACUGAAGUGGAGGCUGCCUGUGUUGUAGCAGAAAGCAGACUAAUAGCUGCUUAUCUGUCAAUGUGAAGGGAAGGUAAAGAAGGAAUGCUUUCCUCUGGACAUACUCCACUCUCAGGGAUAAGAGGUAGUGUCCUAGCCUUUUACUGUGAUUGAGGGCUAGCACAUAUUGAGAACAGGAAGUUCAGGCCUCCCCUACCUGUUUGACAGAGAUGAACAAGGAAGGACACACCCGCUCCAUUCACACACACAGGCAGGCUUUGUUAGCCUAGCGUGGUACCGCUCCUCCCACUCCAACAAGGUGACAGUGAUAUGCAGCCAGGAGCUCCUCUACUGAACUCAACACUUCAACAGACGAACAGAUGCCUCAGUCUCUCUCCUGUGGACUCUGGUAACCGGUUGUGUCAUAAUGUUUCUCUGUGUCAGGCAGUCAACUUCCUCAGUAUGUCCUCAGUCUCUCUCCUGUGGACUCUGGUAACAGGUUGUGUCAUAAUGUUUCUCUGUGUCAGGCAGUCAACUUCCUCAGUAUGUCCUCAGUCUCUCUCCUGUGGACUCUGGUAACCGGUUGUGUCAUAAUGUUUCUCUGUGUCAGGCAGUCAACUUCCUCAGUAUGUCCUCAGUCUCUCUCCUGGGUGACUUUAAAAAUAGAUGAUGGAUUUAUAUUUCAUAUGUUUCUACUGGAUCCCCCAAGACAAACUAAACUGUAAAAGUGUCGAGACAAUCACAUUCUAGCAAGAAUGCAAAUUAGAAUGGAAUUGUCAUGAGAUACUUUUUGAGUUUGGUCAACUGUGUAUAUCUAUGGCUUUGUUCAGAGGCCCUCCAGUACAUUUCCAGUCCCUCUCCCUCCCUGUUUCUCCUUCCGCCACCUGUGCUGUCUGGGCUAUCAGUGAACUCUUGGCUUUGUUCCCAGUGAUCUGAGAGAGCUGGGCUUUAAACUACCAGGUGUUCCUUUAGGCAGGGGCGAUAUUACAGGACGGUCAGAUAUCAUAGAAACUUCAAUAACAGUGCUCAGGAUGUUCUUCUGAAUCAUUUUCUCUUGGCUCAAAGUGGAAUCCUAUACACUACACAGAAAUCCCCUGAAGAUUGAGAUUCCCAUAAAAAGAUUAAUGUCAGGUCGAUUGAUGUUGAAAUAACUGUGUACUGUACCAGAGAGUAUAAACUUAAAAGGAAUUAUUUGUAUGCGUUAAUCAAUGUGUAUAAGUUCAUUUAUUUGAGAAAGAUGUGUACAGAUAUUAUUAGCCUAUACCUCGUAUUUUUCAUUGAAUAUGUAUAUGUUGUGUAUGAAGACCAUGGAUAUGUUUUCGUGGGUCUAAGUAUAUCAAAGAUAUUUUAUUAAUUGGUUGGCGGGCAUGUUUCCAUGGUAAUUUCUUAAAACUCCUGAGGACAUAUAUUAAUAGAAAUAUCGUCCUUUUGCUUAUUUGAGAAUGCAGUCUGUACACUGAAAACCGAAGAUGGAAUAUAACUGUACCUCCUGUGCUGAAAGUUGAACUCAGAAUGAUGGUUGUCUCAAAUUUCAGCACGCACAAUAAAAGGUUUUAAACUGUUUUGGUUAUAACCGUUUUAGUUAUAACUGUUUUUAUAACUUAUUGUUCUACUGUAUAUCUUUUUCGAUUUGCACCCAGUGAGAUUACAAUGUCGUUACUGUGUGUCACAUUGUUAUGCAGCACAUUGCAGCAUUAUUUUGUUCUUUAUUUUCCUACGGUAACAAGUAUUGAUACAGAUGUUAUAUAAUUAAUGAUAUGCAUUCAUAUCUGUGUAAAUAUGUAUCUCUGAGGUGUAUUAUUAAAGCCGCUGAAUAAAGACAAAUAUUCGUUGCUUUAA